Sphaeramia orbicularis (orbiculate cardinalfish) is the source of this 3523-nucleotide messenger RNA. It is a transcript of the gene slc6a7, whose product is annotated as solute carrier family 6 member 7. The coding region runs from base 193 to 2139 and encodes 648 amino acids. Gene Ontology annotation, cellular component: plasma membrane. The record is from RefSeq and is a predicted model, not a curated record. The transcript has 14 exons. NCBI's taxonomy places the organism in Eukaryota, Metazoa, Chordata, Actinopteri, Kurtiformes, Apogonidae. Gene Ontology annotation, biological process: nitrogen compound transport; amino acid import across plasma membrane; sodium ion transmembrane transport. Gene Ontology annotation, molecular function: amino acid:sodium symporter activity.
CGCCCACCGGCCUCUGCUUCCUGCUCGUCAUCGCUGAUGUCUCCGAGCCGGGACACACUCGGAUAACAACGACCGACGCUACCCUCUGGAACCCCCGGCACCAUGGACAACUUCUGACGGGACUUCGGAAAGUGAAAUGCGGACAAACGAGCGACCGAUCGAGCAGUGAAGGCCACCUGUACCCGGGGGGAAAUGCAGGACCCAAGCGGGAAAGCGGCACCCGGGAGCCCCGCUGCGCAGAAUUCAGUACAUUUAAAUGGACACACUGUCACUCAAAAUGGCCACAACCCGACAUCUACAACUGUGCCGACAUCAGACCUGGAGUCCCGACCCCCGAGUCCAAUGCCCGUCACUGACCCCACCAUCCCGAGGGAGCAGUGGGGCGGGAAAUACGAGUUCCUGUUGUCCUGUAUCGGAUACUGUGUGGGACUUGGGAAUGUUUGGCGAUUUCCAUACCUUUGUUAUCGCAAUGGGGGAGGUGUGUUUCUCAUCCCCUACUUCAUUAUGCUCUUUGUUACGGGCGUCCCACUGUUCCUCAUGGAACUGAGUUUAGGCCAGUAUGGAGCGGCUGGUCCCAUCACUGUAUGGAAAUGCUGCCCUCUGCUCAAAGGCAUUGGUAUUGGGAUGAUCUGCGUGUCCACGUUGGUCUGUCUCUACUACAACGUCAUUAUUGCGUGGACAUUUUAUUACCUGGGCAGCUCCUUUCAGAGCCCUCUGCCCUGGUCAUGUGACGCUAUCGCCAAUGCUCCUCUCUGUGGUAACGCCAAUGCUAGUAAUAUCACAGGUGUCAAAACCCUCAGCCCCACAGAAAUGUUCUGGAAUGAACGUGUGCUGGGCGUCGUCCACAGCGAGGGGCUUCAUGACCCGGGGCCUGUGCGGUGGCAGCUGGCUCUGUGCCUGCUCGCUGCCUGGAUCAUCAUCUUCCUGUGUAUGCUCAAGGGCAUCCGCAGCUCCGGAAAGGUCGUUUAUGUAACGGCUACCUUCCCAUACUUUGUACUCGUUGUGUUGAUCAUCAGAGGGGCUACAUUGGAGGGUUCUAUGCAGGGCGUCGCUUUCUACCUCACUCCAGACUGGGGCCGACUGGCCAAUGCACAGGUAUGGAACGAUGCAGCCUCACAGAUCUUCUACUCACUAGGUAUAGGAGUUGGCGGGCUGCUUUCUAUGGCCUCUUAUAAUAAGUUUGACAACAACGUCAUCAGAGAUACACUGGUUAUCACCACAGGGAACUGUGGCACCAGCUUCUUUGCAGGAUUUGCUAUUUUCUCCAUCCUGGGUCACAUGGCAUGGAGGAAGGGUGUGCCUGUCGGACAGGUGGCAGACACAGGUCCUGGCUUAGCCUUUGUUGCUUACCCAGAGGCCCUUGCUCUGCUGCCGGGCUCAGUUUUCUGGUCCAUUUUGUUCUUCCUCAUGCUCUUUAUGUUGGGAGUCGACACACUGUUUGGAAACAUGGAGGGCAUCACUACAGCCGUACUCGAUGAGUUUCCACACCUCAGGAGAAACGCGGUGCACAAGUCGUUGUUCCUGGGUGCUCUGUGUUUUGGCUUCUACCUGAUGGGUCUCCUGUUAGUGACUAAUGGAGGGAUUUACUGGUUCACUCUCAUUGACUCCUUCAGCACUAGUUUUGGCCUCAUCAUCAUCACCCUCUUCAUGUGUAUUGGCAUCUCCUUCUUUUAUGGAAUUAACCAGUUCUGUCAGGACAUCAUUGAUAUGAUCUGUCACUGUCCUCCCUGGUGCAGUAAAGUGUUGCUUUACUUCAAAGCAUGCUGGGUUUUCUUCACUCCCUUUCUUCUGUUGUUCAUCCUGACCUACAUCUUCAUUGAAAUGUACAACACAUCACUGCACUAUGGAUCCUACGUGUACCCGCGUUGGGGUAAAGCGCUGGGUGUGUGCAUGGGAGCGACCUGCUGUCUGCAGAUCCUCAUUUGGGCCAUUGUGGCCAUCAGCAAGGAAACUGGAACGCUGAAAGACCGUUUCCAGAAAGCAAUCCGACCUCUGAAUUCCUGGAGGGUAAAUAACUUGAACAGCACCGGGAGAGUGGAGGAGAGGGUGGAGCCUGAGAGAGUGGAGGCUCCGUUUACCGUCACUCUCACAGAUAUGGACUUUACUGCCAUGACAUGGGAGAUUGGAAGCCAAGCAUGAGCAGGAAGAAGAACAGUGAUGAGCACACAGUGAUGCACAAACUAAGAGACAGAGGAAUUUAUUAUUAUGUUUUUAGCCCCAGCCAGGCUCUGGUGGCUCCAUCUGAACUGUGCGUCCUGCAGGGCAGCGUGGAUGAAUUGCUUUAUUUAUACUGUUAUGUAUUUUUGAAAGGUUUUUUAAACUUUUUUUUAACAUUGUGUAGCAUGUUACUGUUGACUGUGUGGAUCAUCGUCACUAUCUUACGCUAAGUUCACACUGCAGGUAAAAGUGACACAAAUCUGAUCUUUCCACUCAUGUGACACAUCUGUUUUUUUUUCUUUUUAUGGUCCUGCUGGUCUUUCUGAUUCUGCUCUGGGCCACUUGUGUAUGUAGUCCUGGAUCAAAUACAUUUCUGAUCUUUUUCAUUGCAAUGUCUGUCUGAAUAGUCAGAUCAGAAUGAAUGUAACUUUUCCGUCACUGUAAAUGCAGAUUUGUCACAACUGUGCACUAGAGGGAGUCAUUCACAUGUUCAUAUGCAACUUUCACACAAAUGCAGUGGUAAAAUGACUGCACAACAUCAUAUAUGAUAGUAAAACACUAAUAGAGAGAUUUGUACUGAGUAUUUUAGCUUAAAAUUAAGGUUUUGAACAUACAACUGUUACUUGUGGAAAAGUUUGUAUUAACACUUUUACUGAAGGGAAUGAUCUGAGCUCUUCUAACUCCACUGCUUAUGUUCAUGUGGUUCUGUUCAGGACUGUGACCACUGGAAUUAGAUAUGUAAAGGUUAACUUGCUUUACGGUCCUUGCAGGGAAAUUUCUGCAUUUUUCCCAACAAAAUGCACACAUAGUAUCUAGCAUUAGCAGUUAGCACUUAGCACACAUUAGGAGCAGUGGGCUACCAUUGAAGGCCCUCAGGGACCAACUCCAGAUCUUCAUCAGUAUCAUAAUCAGGGACCCUGACCUGAGAAUUAACCUGUAAGUGCACUAUGCAAAAUAAUGUCAACAGACAAAGAAAAUCAGAUCACAGCAAUAAAUCAGAAUUGGGCACUAAUGCCAGCAGUGUGAACGCAGCCUUAAAUGUCAUAAUAGGAUUUUAGGAGAAUAUGUCAAUGAUGAUCUCACACUUGUCUACAGACUUUAUUUAUUGUUAUAGUUGUGUAUUUGAAGAAUUUGUCUGAAAGUAGUAUUGUUUGAGAGACCUGAUUGUGUUCACAAUGUCUGAAGCAGAAGGGCAAAAAAAGCAGUCGUUUUUGCUUCUAGCUGUCAUCAGUCUGCAAUGAUGUAACAUUACAAACAUCCAGUUUCUUUUAAUCUAUAUUUUUUAAAAUAAAUGCUUGUUAGAUAAUAAAUACAUGUAAAAAUAAAGGGCCAAACUGUUUCUUCAGUGCUGUUCAGAUAUUCAAAA